AUGGAUAAUCCUGAUUUACAAGCUAUAGUUAAUAAGGUAUGGCCAGCAUUGAUGAAAGAGGUAGAAAAGAGGAGUACUAGUAUGGAACAGGAUCUUAUUAAACGACAUAAUAUUAGGAUGAUGAAUGAGAUGCAAGAGGUUGUUAGACAGAUUAAGAUAGCUAAAGUCCGUAAUGAUGAGGUCCUUAGAGCCUAUCAUGCUAAACAUGGUGAGCUUACACGUGCUGUUACUGAUGUUGUUGAGAAACAGCAGAGUAUGAACAAUGAUAUAGAGGAUGUAAAGAGGAAGAUGGCACAAUUGAAACAAGAGUUGACAUUGAGAUGUGGGCAGAAUACUGAGCAAUUAGCUCAACUUAAACAUACUGUAUUUACAGCUUGGCAAAAGGAGAAAUCUGAUGUCCAACAAAGAGUUACUCAACUAUAUCGUAGUGAUCUAGCUCUUGUUCUACAACAAUGUGAGAUGAAGUUAAAGGAGAAUCACUCCCAGGUUAUUGGUUUGAAGAAGCAACUUCGUAAGUUAACGGCUAAGGUAGAAGGCAACAAUGAUGAUGAUGAUGAAGAGGAGGAAGAUGUGGCAACAGAAGAUGAUGAGAUGAUGGCAUCAUCAUCGUUUGAUCUUACUAAGAUUCUACAUGAUUCUAAAGUAGAUGAUGACCAUACUCAACCUACUGAGAGCAAGCCACAACAACAAGCAUCUACAGUUACUCCAUCAUCUGGCGUUACAACCACAACACCAAACCAACAACAACCUACUACUAAUACUGCCACUACCAGUACUCAGCAGUUAUUACAACAACAGAUCACAGCUGCUCAACAGCAGGCAACAGCGUUCGCUGGCCAGAGUCAGCAACGGCCUGGUACUCAGUCAUCAUCAUCUUCUCCAGCACCAUCAUCAGUUAGUGGUAUGUCUAAUAUAUCCAAGUCUAUUGCUGAGGUCUUAAGUAGUAAUCCAGCUGCUACCCAAUCGGGUAUAGCUCAAUUGAUGGCUAAUCUACCAAGACAACAACAGAUACAAUUACAGUUACUGGUACAACAGCAACAACAGGCUCGUCAACAACAGCAGGCUGCUCAGUUAGCUGCUACUACUAAUACUGCAGCAGCAGCAGCACAUCAACAACAACAGGCAGCAAGAACGGCGGCUCAAGCUUCUGCUUCUGCUGCCGCACAUCAAGAAGGGAAGACCCAACAAGCUACUGGUCAGGAAUGGGGUGGUAUGAUACAAGCUUUGGCAAACAAGUUGGGAACUCAAGUACCUCUCCAACAACAACAACAAGGAUCUACACCGACUCCAACACCAUCUCCCUCGACUACUACUCAAGUAACUAAUGCUCUACCACCAUCAUCAUCAGCUACUACUACUACGCCCUGCCCAUUCUUCACUACCUUUGGUUGGUGUAAGUUUGGGGAUAAGUGCAGAUAUGUACAUACUUCUACUGGAAGGGAACCACUUCGUCAUCUACCUCCAGCUAUGAUAGCACAAUUACAACAACAACUAUCAGCUCAGGUCCAAUCUGGUCAGAUAACAGGUUCUGUUGGUCUUACUCAAGCUAUUGCAGCAUCAGCUAGACAGGGAGCUCAGCAUGCUGCUGCUCAAGCUGCUGCACAACAAGCUGCACAACAACAACAACAACAACGUCACACUCCCACUGCCACUCCCCCACCACCAUCUUCUAUUGAUCAGCAUGGGGCUAGACCUCAGGUAUCUACUACAAGUACUCCAUUGUCAUCAGCAGCCUCAGCAACAAGAAGUGGCGGCCCCACUAAUCAACAGAGUCUGAUGGCUGCUCAGAUAGCUUGUCAACAAGAAGCCAUGGCUAUGGGUCGAGCUAAGGCCAAGACAUUGCCAUGCAAGUUCCAUCAGAUUGGCAGUGGAUUCAGUGGAUUACAUCUUCCUACUGGUACACAAGCUGAUGUUACAGCUCAGGCAGCAGCUAAGGCAUGGGGGACUACAGGUCUAGGAUCUAAUGCAGGAGCGUGGACCACUGGAACUGCUGCUGCUGCUAGUGGUGGUGCUGCUGCUACUGGAGUACCUUCAACAACUACUCUUGUUCCUGACUCUACCUCUUGCUCUGUGGCAUCUGCUGUUGCUGCUGCUCCGAAUACUAGACCCAAACAGUUAGAUCAACAACAACAACAACAUCGAGAAGCAUCGAUGGGUAGCAACAGUAGUAAUGCCCCUCCUCCUCCUCCUCCUGGAAUCGGUAAUAGAACUACUGCUGUUGUUGCUGAUGGAGAUGCGCAUGAUCAUCAUCAUGAUGAUGUUGCUCAUGAGGAAGAUGUGGGUAUCAGGGAUGGUGAAGAUGAUACCGAGUAUGAUCAAUGGAAUGCUAUGACCUUCGACUUGGGGGAUGGUGAUAAUCUUACUACUACUACUCGAAAGAAUCGUCUACCACAAUCAUCACCUUCUUCGGACUUCUCAGGACCUCCGCCAGGUCUUGGUAUUAAGCAGAAGGGAAAUGAGCAUCUUACUCCACCACCAGGUUUAGUGGCUACUAAUACUACUACUAGCUCUACUAACACUAACACUGACAGUAACAACAACAAGAAGAAGACAAUGAAGAGAUGA
Perkinsus marinus ATCC 50983 is the source of this 2565-nucleotide messenger RNA. RefSeq lists its product as hypothetical. The transcript has 20 exons. The record is from RefSeq and is a predicted model, not a curated record. The coding region runs from base 1 to 2565 and encodes 854 amino acids. NCBI's taxonomy places the organism in Eukaryota, Perkinsozoa, Perkinsida, Perkinsidae. Gene Ontology annotation, molecular function: metal ion binding.